Molecule: messenger RNA, 1194 nt
Organism: Spodoptera littoralis (African cotton leafworm)
Lineage: Eukaryota; Metazoa; Arthropoda; Insecta; Lepidoptera; Noctuidae
Source: the annotation of a GenBank genome assembly
AUGAAUUCGUUUCUUCAGAGCUUAGAAGAUCCAGCACGACCUUUCCUAGGUCCGAACUACUGGAUUCUAAAGAAAAUGGGAUUACUUUUACCUAAAAGCAUAUUAGGCAAAAUUUUGUAUAUUUUCUUGCACGAAACUGUCACCUUUUUUGUCGCUACUCAGUACAUGGAAUUGUACGUUAUCAGAUCAGAUUUGGAUCUCGUAUUGACUAACAUGAAGAUAUCCAUGUUAAGCGUGGUUUGCAUUGUAAAGGUGAACACCUUCGUUUUGUGGCAAAAGCAUUGGCGUGAAGUUCUGGACUAUAUUACAGAAGCUGAUAAUUUUGAAAGGCAAAAUGAGGAUCCGGUCAAGAGUCAGAUAGUUGAAGCUUACACUAAAUACUGCCGGCGGCUCACAUACUUUUACUGGGCUUUGGUCAGCACAACCUUCUUGACAACUACAUGUUCACCAUUAAUGAGAUAUCUGUCGUCAUCGACGUUUAGAGAGAACAUGCGUAACGGUACUGAGCCAUUUCCGCACAUCUUUAGUUCGUGGAUGCCCUUUGAUAAAUACCACUCUCCAGGCUGUUGGAUCACAGUCCUGUGGCAUACAGUACUUUGUGCUUAUGGAGCUGCAAUUAUGGCGGCCUACGACACUUGCAUUGUGGUAACGAUGGUAUUCUUUGGAGGAAAACUGGAUCUACUUCGUGAGAGGUGCAAACACAUGUUUGGCUCUUACGGUACUGUAAUUACAGACAAGCAAUGUGAAGAGGUAGUGCGGCAACUUCAUGGCAUCCAUGUGAUGUUAAUUAAGUACUCGAGAUUAUUUAAUUCACUGCUGUCGCCAGUCAUGUUUUUCUACAUGGUCAUGUGUUCGCUCAUGCUUUGUGCGAGCGCCUACCAACUGACUUCCGCACAGAAUGCCGCUCAGAAGCUUUUGAUGGCAGAGUAUUUAAUCUUUGGAAUCGCACAACUUUUCGUCUUCUGUUGGCACAGCAACGACGUUUUGAUUAAAAAUGAAAAUAUGACAUCAGGUCCAUUUGAAAGCAACUGGUACACAGCUAACUAUCGGCAAAAAAAAGACGUGUUACUUCUUUCGGGGCAGCUUCGCAUCAAGAACAUAUUUACUGCUGGGCCAUUCGCCAACCUUACUCUGCCGACCUUCAUUAAUAUACUCAAAGGGGCUUACAGUUACUACACUUUGUUGAGGAAAUAA